UGCAAAUAUUGGUGCAUGCUGAGAAACGUUUUCGUGCACAGUGUGAAUACUGUGCCGCCCUACAGAACCAGUCGGACGACAUGGGACCAUUUACUGCAGAUGCCACAUCCCGGAGUGCGAGGACAACAGCACGCUGGUGGGCCCCGUGGGCGCGGAGGCGUGGGCGCCGACGUGGGCGCCGUGGGCGCUGGCGGAGGACUCGCCCGAGUGCCACCGGCGCGCGGCGCGGGGCGGCGAGUGCGCGGCGCACGCCUUCGACAACGACACGCGGCUGGAGUGCGACGACUUCGUGUACCAGCACCACAGCAGCAUCAUGGCGGAGUUUGGGCUCGCCUGUCAGGAGUGGAAGCGCACGUUGGUGGGCACCAUCCACAACGUGGGCAUGCUGGUGUCGCUGCCCAUCAUGGGCUACGUCUCCGACAAAUGGGGCCGGCGCGCGGCGCUGGUGACGAGCGGCGCGGGCGCGGGCGUGCUCGGCCUGUGCAAGUCCUUCGCUGGCUCCUACCCCGCCUACCUCGCCGCCGAGUUCCUGGAGACGGUGCUGGGCGCCAGCGUGUACCCCGCCGCCUUCGUGUUGAUGAUCGAGUGGCUGGGCGUGGAGCACCGCAUCCUGGCCAGCCUGCUGCUGGGCGUGCCGCUGGCGGCCGGCGCCGCGUCGCUGGCGCUGCUGGACUACGUGGCGGGCUACUGGCGCACGUGGGCGCGCUUCGCCUACCCGCCCUCCUUCCUGCUGCUGCUGUACCCCUGGCUGCUGCCCGAGAGCAUCCGCUGGCUGGUGGCGGGCGGCCGGCUGCCCGAGGCCGUCCGCGUCAUCAAGCAGGCCGCCAAGGCCAACCGCGUCUCCGUGCCCGAGGACGCGCUCGACAAGAUGCUGGCGAAGGACCAGGUCACCACCAAGGUCGAGGCCAUCGUCGAGGAGGAGAGCCUGUUCACGGCGUUCGUCAAGUACGGCGCGCUGCGGCGGCGGCUGCUGGUGUGCUUCUGCUGGUGGGCGAGCGCCGUGUUCGUGUUCUACGGGCUGGCCGUGCGCGCGCACGCGCUGGCGGGCUCGGCGCACGCCAACUACGCGCUGCUGGCGGCGGCCGAGCUGCCCGCGCUGCUGCUCAACACGCUGCUGCUGGACCGCGUGGGGCGGCGCCCGCUGCUCACCGCCGCGCUGCUGCUCACCGCCGUCGCGCUCAUCGCCAUCCCCUGCCUGCCCGAAGACGAGAGCGUGGCGGGCACGGCGCUGUUCCUGGCCGGCAAGAUGGGCGCCACCAUGACGCUGAACGCGCUGUACGUGUACACGGCCGAGCUGUUCCCCACGCGCGCGCGCCAGCGCCUGCUGGCCGCCUGCUCCACCUGCGGCCGCCUCGGCGCCAUCCUCGCGCCGCAGACGCCGCUGCUGGCGGCUUACGGAGCGUGGGUGCCGACCACUCUGCUGGGCGCGCUGCCGCUGGCCAGCGCGGCGCUGACGCGGCUGGUGCCCGACACGCUGGGCCGGCGCCUGCCCGACUCCUUCGCGGACCUGGACAACUCCGCCGCCACCACCGACACCGACAUCCCGUAGGCGACGCCGUGCCCCUGGAGCUGGCGGGGACUUGCGCCUCACGUACGCCAAGUUCUAGCCUCAAAGGCCUGACGAUGACGCGAGUGCAGUGCCGUUUCCCUAUUCGAAAAUUGCUCAACGUGCCUGACGUAGUUUCAACUUGGACUGCUCUUACUUAUUAUGCUGUAGCUAGCGGGAACGACUUAUUAACUUUAGCGAGCUCUCUUUUUCAGCUCUCUAUAUUAGUGUUAGCCCGGCGCAGGCACAACUCCGAGCACCCCCCGCUGUAGGCCGCCACGGAUCUAUGGAUCUCAACCCGUAGCUGUAGGUAGCGUCGACUCGAGCAGUGCGUUGCGAGAGCCUUCGGUUUUAGUUAUUAUUUGUGUUGUAAGAAUAACAUAGCUUUAAUUUUUUUGAUAUUGCAAAAUUUGUUACCGACAAUUUUGAUAUAAAAUAUCCACCCCUAUUACCCCUGUGGUUUUGGGUGCUGCAGCCAUCAGGGCUGUGGUCCCGCGUGGUGCACGCAGUGGUGGUUGUGGUUCUGGUUGCUGAACUCACUGUCUGACAGAGGUGUCAGAGCCCCAAACACCCACACAUAAGCCGUUUUUGGAGCCUUCGUAGCUAUAAGUUAUUGCUUUAAAUCUUAAUUAUAUUGAAGAAAAUGUUAUUAGGUAGGAGGUAGAAAAUUAAAGUAAAACGAGUAAUCCCCGAGGCCUCCCAUGGAAGCUCUCUCAUGAAAAAUCGGCUCAAAACCGAACAAAGUAGGCUAGAUUAUAACGGAAAGCGGCUCCACCUAGUGGGGCAAUGCUUAGUCGAAGGAGACGAAGUACAAUGUAUUUAUAACGUUUAAAGUUUUUAUUAGAUAAUAAAAAGAUUUGACAUCUACCUUGUCGAUACGUCGCAGCCAGUCCAGUUAGAUUAGCUAGCUAAUUGCACGCCUCGACCGUCUGUUAAAAACCGGCAAUCGGCAUCCAAUCAAAUAGUUAAAGGCUGAUAGUUAAUUGAACUAGAAUCACUCCACGUUAAACAACCUGACGUAUUAAGAAGUCGGUUAAAAAUCAGCCCUUUGAAAAUGCUUCAGUCUUCACGCUUCGCUAUUAGCUUUCUGGCGAUCCCAUUCGUCUCUCAUGCGUCGUCCCAUAAUAUUGUGUAGCAUUUCCGCGCCCUUAGCCCAGGCUUCCUUGCUGUCCAACAUAUAUGGCAUUAGGUUUGCUUUUCUCAAGGGUACCAUCUAACUCCACCUUAACUAAUCAAAAUCAAAAAUUCAUCCCAACGAUUUAUCAAUAUUUUCCAUUAAAUUCAACUUUACUGUAUGGGGCUGAGAUGUGGACUUUGAAAUCUGCUGACCGCAAACGUAUUGACGUGUUUGUAACGCGGUGCUAGAGGAUGGUGCUCCAGAUCCCAUGGACUGCAUUUCAGAGCAACGCAUCUAUAUUUCCCCAACUCAGAGUCAAAACUCACACACGUUGCCAGGAAACGGACGGAGAUAAUCUCGACAAUCUGAUAGUCGCUGGCAAAGUGGAAGGUAAGCGGUCGCAGCGAUGUGUUAGUCUGAUCAGAUCUGCACCAUGCUUGACUUGACCGAUUACAAUGCGCUCUGGGUGACCGACGAUAGGACAAGACGGCGUGACACCGUGAAACACGAAAUUAUGGAUGGAAGUGGUCACGAGUGUGAAGAACACGACUUAAGGAGGAGAAUCUGUCAAUAACUAAACAAGCGACUCUCGGGCUUCUUAAUUGACGUUGACGUACACUAGCCAUUUCAUUGAAUGCCGGCAUUGAAGUCUAGGCGUCCUAUGAGCUUGCCAAUACAACCAGAUGGUUGUGACCCAUACAUAUCCACUCAAUCCGUUCUUUAUGUUGUAUUUAUAUAUGUAUUUAGAUUAGCCUAUUACUUAAUUUAAGUUUUCAACCAUAAUAUUAAAGACCAGACAUUUUCUCAACCAAUGCACUGGACGUUUGAUUUGACAAAAUAUUGUUAUAUAAUUGAUAAUUACAAUAAAUUGAUUUUCUAAUUCAUAAAAUUAACACGUAAGUAUAGAUUUCGUAAUUUUGUAAGACAAAGUUAGAAGUAAGGUUGGUAACAUGUCUAAAGUGACAAUAAACAAUUUUGACACGAUCGCAAUAUUUGCUCA
Bicyclus anynana (squinting bush brown) is the source of this 3663-nucleotide messenger RNA. Its product is annotated as solute carrier family 22 member 6-like. Bases 16 to 1818 code for a protein of 600 amino acids. The record is from RefSeq and is a predicted model, not a curated record. The transcript has 8 exons. Gene Ontology annotation, biological process: transmembrane transport. Gene Ontology annotation, cellular component: membrane. Lineage: Eukaryota; Metazoa; Arthropoda; Insecta; Lepidoptera; Nymphalidae. Gene Ontology annotation, molecular function: transmembrane transporter activity.